Molecule: messenger RNA, 815 nt
Organism: Lontra canadensis (Northern American river otter)
Lineage: Eukaryota; Metazoa; Chordata; Mammalia; Carnivora; Mustelidae
Product: cytosolic carboxypeptidase 4-like
Exons: 2
Coding region: 16-351 (111 amino acids)
Source: RefSeq, a predicted model, not a curated record
AGUGAGCUGGAGGAGAUGGGAGCCAUGUUCUGCUUGAGUUUACUCAUCUUGGAACUCAAGUCCGUAAGCUGCAGCCGUCAGCUCCUGACCCGGGCCUCGACUCUCCUGAAUGCGGUUGAAGAAGCCCUGGACCACCACCUCCAACGACGUAGCAGCAGCAGCAGUGUGACCUCAGAACCGGAUGAUGAGCCCCCCUGCAUGGAGGAAAUUGAUUACAGUACAGACGGCAGCUCAGACCUAGAAGGGAGCUUCUCUGAGCUGGACCGGCAGAUCCAAGAGUGUGCUUUCAACACGGACGAGGAAGGGGAAGAAGAAGAGGGGCCAGGCCAGGGAAGAAAAGCCAUCCCUUAGCCCUGAGGCUCAGAGUGAGCUCCAUGUCUCUAACCAUGGGACUAGCAGCUUUGUUGUUUCUUCACCAUCAGACUUGUACAGCAUCGGUGGCAAAAGCCAGCCCGUGUGAGCCCAGCAACCGAAUGCCAGAUUUUGUUUUAGUUUCACCAGGCAUAGAGACUGGCUACAUUACAAUUCUACCUUUUACAUACAUAGUUAGAUGGCCUUUGGAGCCCACGCAAGCUGCCAUUAUUCUAGAAAGGGCUACUCUCAGGAUUAUCAUGGAUCUUCUCAUCACUAUUUUGAGCUCUUCUCCCUUUCUGUGCUUGAAACUGGAGCUGACUGCAAGUAGGAGCUGGGCUUCUUUUUGACUUCUCAGCCAGAUUUCUCUAUGGUUGUCUAAGCUGUUCUACAUAUGAGUGUUCUCUCUGAUAGUUGUAUUCCUACUAUAGCAUCUGAACUCCUCAGCACAAAUUAUGAGCCCC